UCUUUCCCCUUUCCUCUCAGUCUGUAUCCCUGACACACACAGGAGGGAAGAAAGAGCCACAAACAGCCGGGAAACAGUAACGCUCACACGGGAUCUAUAGGGACAACCCUGCGCUUCUCCUUUCCCUGAUGGGUUUUUAUUACCCUGCUUGGGGGCAGGUUGAGAGGCUGCGGAUUUUGGGGGGAAGCUGAGAAGGACUCGCCUGCCCCCCACCUGUUUUUUCACUAGUCCCAUUUCCCCACUUUUCUUUUUUAUUCUUUGCAAGUUCUGUGCCCCCCUUUCCUGGCAACAAAAGCAGCAGGAGGAGCAGGAGCAGGAGGAUCAGGAGCAGCAGGAGCAGGAAGGGGGUGUUAAAGCCCCGGGUAGAAAGCAAAGAGAGCUCUCCGAGGCCUCAGCUCCUCUCUCCGAAUACUAAGGUGGUGAUGGUCGACCUGUGAGAGGCGCCCGCCCGCCUCCAUGUGAAAGCCACGCCCCAUGAGCCUUGGGCAGCUGGGGGCGGAGCCCACCUUGGUCUCUUCGGAUUGGUUCUGGAUGGAAUUACGUUGAAUGGACCAGAAUCUCAGCGGGCUGGACUGCUUGUCAGAGCCAGAUGAAAAAAGGUGGCCGGAUGGGAAGCGAAAAAGAAAGAACAGCCAAUGUAUGGGAAAAAGCGGCAUGUCCGGUGACAGCUUGGUGUCUCUGCCCCCUGCAGGGUACAUCCCCAGCUAUCUGGACAAAGAUGAGCCAUGCGUGGUGUGCAGUGAUAAGGCCACGGGGUACCACUACCGCUGUAUCACUUGCGAGGGGUGCAAGGGUUUCUUCCGCCGCACCAUCCAGAAGAACCUGCACCCCUCCUAUUCUUGCAAGUACGAUGGCUGCUGCAUUAUCGACAAAAUCACCCGUAAUCAGUGCCAGCUCUGCCGCUUCAAGAAAUGCAUUGCCGUUGGCAUGGCAAUGGAUCUUGUCCUGGAUGAUAGCAAGCGAGUAGCCAAGCGAAAACUGAUUGAAGAGAAUCGAGUGCGGCGGCGGAAGGAGGAGAUGAUCAAGACUCUGCAACAGCGUACCGAGCCAAGCAGCGAGGAGUGGGAGUUGAUUCGCAUUGUAACAGAAGCUCACAGGAGUACCAAUGCCCAGGGCAGCCAUUGGAAACAGCGUAGGAAGUUUCUGCCAGAAGACAUCGGACAGUCUCCUAUGGCUUCCAUGCCAGAUGGGGAUAAAGUUGACCUGGAAGCUUUCAGUGAGUUCACCAAAAUAAUCACCCCGGCAAUUACCAGAGUGGUGGACUUUGCGAAGAAGCUGCCCAUGUUCUCUGAGCUGACUUGUGAAGACCAGAUCAUCCUGUUGAAAGGAUGUUGUAUGGAGAUCAUGUCUCUUCGUGCUGCUGUGCGCUACGAUCCAGACAGCGAGACCCUAACGCUGAGCGGCGAGAUGGCGGUGAAACGGGAGCAGCUUAAGAACGGAGGUCUGGGUGUUGUCUCUGAUGCCAUCUUUGACCUUGGGAGGUCGCUUGCUGCGUUCAACCUUGAUGAUACGGAAGUGGCACUGUUGCAGGCUGUUUUGCUAAUGUCAUCAGACCGUACUGGUUUAAUCUGCACAGACAAGAUAGAGAAAUGUCAAGAGACCUACCUUCUCGCCUUUGAACACUACAUCAACCAUCGCAAACACAACAUUCCCCACUUCUGGCCCAAGCUCCUAAUGAAGGUGACGGACCUGCGCAUGAUAGGGGCAUGCCAUGCCAGCCGCUUUCUGCACAUGAAGGUCGAGUGCCCCACCGAGCUCUUUCCACCGCUCUUCCUUGAGGUCUUUGAGGACCAGGAAGUUUGAGGGACAGUGCAUGUCGGUAGAGAGGAAAGUGCAUUUAUCCCUUUUGUUCCUCCCUGCCUUUGUUGGCCAUUAUAUCCUAAGAAGACAAUGUAGGAAAAGCCUGCUACAGCUAAAGGAGCUUUUCAUUGUGGUACAUUAGGAAAACUCGGAAAUGGAAGCUUGCCUGCUAUCAUCUUGGUAAAGCAAAAAAAAAAAAGAACAGAAGCUGUUUGGCCCAAAACCUGAUACAUGUAAUGGUUGGAAGCUGAGUGGCACCACCUUAGGACACAAGAUGUCCAAGGAAAAGGCACUUCUACCCUUUUUAUUGUUUCCUGUGGCACCAUUAUGAUGCACCCAGGAAUGGAUGCUUGUUUAUUCCAGCAUAUCUCUCCCCAACCGCCUCCUCCACCAAAAGCCCCAGUGGAACAUGACUGGGCCGCUCUUAAUUGAUAUUUUUAAAUAUAGGAGGGGAGCAGAAAAUGAGUGGCUUAAACUCUUCUGCAUCCCCCCCAUAUACAAAAAGUGUAACCAUAGGUAGAUAGAUAGAUCGAUCGAUAGAUAGAUAGAUAGAUAGACUGCAACAGGUUCAGUGUCAAGCCUUAUUAGCAUAGUGCUCAUUGUUGGCCUUUGCUUUCCACUCUUCAGCUUCUAGACUGAAAUAUAUAUUUGUGUAUAUAUAUAUAUAUAUAUAUAUAUAUAUAUAUAUAUAUAUAUAUAUAUACAUAUACACUCACAUUCCCACUCAGAUGCAAAUAUUUCAUAUUUCUUAAGUGCCAAUGUCCAUGCAAUCCAGAAAACAUUGCAAUUUUUUGUGUACCAUAUAGGUAGUAUAUGUAGAUAUCUAUCUAUCUAUCUAUCUGAAUCCAAGUUUGUGUGUGUGUGUGUGUAUAUAUGAUAUACAUAUGAAUAUAUGUAUGUAUAUGUACACUCAGACCUAUAACAUAUAUAUAUAUAUAUAUGUGUGUGUAUGUGUAUAUGUUAUAUCUGCAAUCAGAUCCCAUUAUUACUUCAGGUGCUGAAUUCACCUCUGCAGAGUGCCUGUCUGGCCAAACGUUAUUCCUCCUUCAUUUAUUAGUAUGAAGCCAGAUGGGAGGCGGGGCAUAGUACAUGACACGCCGCCUCCCUUGCACAGAAUUCCCUCCAUCAUACGUUACAUUUAUAUAAAAAUCAUCCCGUUCACUCAAACCGUUGAGUGUUUUUGGGUGAUGAAAAAAGAAGCACCAAAACCUGCCUUCUAGUCCCCUCACCUUCCCACUGACCCUGCCCUGCGGAAAAACCAGAGACCCUCUGCAGCUACGCAAACCAAAAAUUUUUCUAAGAAGCACUUUGAAAUGGCAGAUGCAUGUGUUCUCUCUUUUUUGCUGCUCUCCUGCAUCUUAUUCUGCAUCUCUGUGGAGGAGAUAUGAUACGUGGCUUUACAGAGUUCCCGGCAGCCUUACUCUACAGCCUCUUAAGUCAAAGUCUAACCCCUUUUUUUGGGUUAUUAUUGCCAAGUUUUCUACACGAUGGUGAGGUUCACCCCACAUUCUUCUGUAGAAUAUAUUGCCUUCCCUUAAUCCCCUCUAUUUGCACUUUGCUGAAAGCACUUGUUACCAAUGAUGGACUUGGAUAAUGUUUUUAUCUUUUUCCCCUAAGAAGCACUUAGUAUAUUUUGAUAUAAUUAACCCCGUUAUUCUGUGGGCUGUUAAUAGACACCUGUGUGGCUUCACUGUCUCCUAUUGGACUGAGAACUAAACAACGGCACUGCUCACCUGUCUGCUGCCAAAUAGCAGAAGCACUUAAUAUCUAUCACUUAAAGUGUCCCUUUUGAUUUCAAUUUUUUUGGGGGUUCAGUAUUUUUCCGCAGGCAGAUUCACCCACCCCUACACCCUUCACAAUUAAAAUUGAAAAAGCACUUAAAUUUAUAAAUGAAACCCAUAUCUUUUUCUCAAUUUAUUUUUUUGGAAGAGAGGUUGUCUCUGCAAAGGGAAUUCUGUGCCAUAAUUUGGGGAUUCUUCCCAGGGAUAAGUCUGGAGCUUGCAGACUGCUGACUUUAAUAUGAGGGAUUGCGAGUAUAUCAGUCCAGUCGCACCCAGCGCCAGAGAAAAUGAAACGGAAUAAUUAGUGUAUCAAAUCGACCAUGUCUCCUGUUUCAGCGACUCUCUAUUGAUAGUGUCUCGUUCAGGAAGAAGCUUUGCUCAAAUGAAACGUAAGAGCAGUCAAAUUGAUAUCUUAUUCGGUCGAUACUCGUUGAAUAUUAGAGAUGACGGUUUCCUCUGGCCCUGGGUGCGGCUUUAGUGCUGUGAACUUGCACAGUGUUACAAGCACUCUGUGUUGGGCUUACCUCAGCUCUUUAGCAGAAGAAGAAGAAGAAAAAAAAAGGACAAAAUAUGUUGUUUUGUAUUUGAAUAGUGUUUUUCUUGCCCCUGGGCUCUGUUGGGGGCCUGCCUUUCGCACUGCCGACCCCCGUCAUGGCCCCGGGAGCACAGCUAUCUCUUUUAGCUUAACGUCAGCGGACUGGACGUUAUAAAGAAAUGAGGUCCGGUCCACUCAGUGGACUUUAAAGAUUCCAGGCCUCAGAGACCUGGCUAAUUGUUGUACCCCCCUCACAAAAACAACCCCAAAAUCCCUUGCAAAUGUGUGUGCUUAGCACACUCUAAACAAAGUAGAAAAGUAUGUAUAUAUGUGUAUAUAUGUGCCGCGGUGGUGUCACCUCAGAGGUGGCUGCACUUCUUUAUUUCCAUGCUUGUUCACUUCUGUUUUGUUUUUUUUUCAUUUUAACCCUCCCCUCCCCGUGCUGCAGAUACACUUUGCCCAUCUCCGGUGGCUGAGGCUUUUAGACAUCUCUUUUUGUGGGUUUUGUUUUGGCUGUUUUAAAUGGAGGACAAGUCAAUGGGUUGGUACAGAAAUAUGUCUUAACCCAGGUUUAUAGAAUUCUUUAUAGUGGUCUGUAUAAGCUUUUGGUGCCAUUCCUAUUCCUCUCUGCUUCCACUGUGUAAUGUGGCUCCAGUCCUUCAUGGCUCCUGCAUUGUAGGUUCCUGCUCCUGCAUUGUAGGUUCCUGCUCCGGCAUUGUAGGUUCCUUAUUCUGCAUUGUAGGUUCCUGCUCCUGCAUUGUAGGUUCCUUAUUCUGCAUUGUAGGUUCCUGCUCCUGCAUUGUAGGUUCCUGCUCCUGCAUUGUAGGUUCCUGUUCCUGCAUUGUAGAAUCCUGCUCCUGCAUUGUAGGUUCCUGCUCCUGCAUUGUAGGUUCCUGCUCCUGCAUUGUAGGUUCCUGCUCCUGCAUUGUAGGUUCCUGCUCCUGCAUUGUAGAAUCCUGCUCCUGCAUUUUAGGUUCCUGCUCCUGCAUUGUAGGUUCCUGCUCCUGCAUUGUUGGUUCCUGCUCCUACAUUGUAGGCUCCUGCAUUGUUGGUUCCUGCUCCUGCAUUGUAGAAUCCUGAAGCCACAUGUAAAUGGAGUCUUGCAUCACCGAUAAGACCACCCAACCAUAGACUUCUCAGUGAUAACCCACCACCUGUAGCCUCACCAGCUUCAUUCAUUUUUGAGUGCGCCUCUAAAUCUUUAUUUGGCCGCUCAACCAUGAUGCUUCAUCUGGCACCUAUAUAAAUAUAUAUAUAUUUUUGGGGGGUGUGGGGAAUCACGAGCAGCAGCUCACCCUGCAGAUGUUUAGAUCCUUACUCACAUGCUGUAAAGCCCGGCUUCAGAGGCUGUGUUCACCUCGCAAGGAAAAGCUUCACCAGUGCAGGAUCUACCCGCCGUAUAGAGACUCUUGGAAGAUUGUAUGCUACGAAACAUGUCGUGACUUCAGAGUAUAAACAGGUUUUUUUUUGUCACCCUGCCAUUCCCUCAACACUACAUAGACUUGUCUCUGGGAUAAUGUUUUUUUUUCCGUUCAAUCAAUGGCUUAUGCAGAAGCAACCUCUCAACUGACAGUAACUAUGUCUGCAUUGGAGAGAGACAGAGCAUUUAGCCACGCUCGCUCUCCCAGCUCGCACACUCACACUUUAUUCAUACCAGGAAUAAACCAGGAAGAAUUUAUUUUUGUUUUUCUCAUACGCUCAUACCUCAGACAACGACCCCUUCUCAUCCCCUUUUUACGUUUGCCGACCUCACUGUUUUGACUUUUUGAAGGUGAGAACCCCCCAUUGAUUGAGAACCUGAUGUGGAGGGGGUUUCUGUGGCUCACCAGCUGGAAUGUGUGUAUGUGGCCCCUACAGAAAGACCCUAAGCGGAGCGGACACACAAAGCAAUGGACUUGAGAAACGGCACAGAAAGGGGGCACUAUGGAUAGCGCAGAACGUCUUCAUUUUACUUUAUCCACAGCAUUAAGGAAAAUAAUACAAACCUCCGGCUGCCUCGGCCGCUAAACAUUAUGUUGGACUUCUCUGCCCCAUGCAAAUUACAUCCAAAUUUCCUUCUUUCUUUCUUUCUUCUCUAUACCCCAAAAAUUCAAAAAAUGGUGGGGGGGGGCUUUUUUUUUUUUUUUUAAUGAAUUCCUCUUCGUCAGUUCAGAAUAGUUUUUAAAGGAGGUUUUUAACACAUUUUAACUGUAAUUUACUGGAAAGUUUAACUUUUACACACACAAAUAUAUAUAUAUAUAUAUAUAUAUAUAUAUAUAUAUAUAUAUAUAUAUAUAUAUAUA
Molecule: messenger RNA, 6398 nt
Organism: Xenopus laevis (African clawed frog)
Lineage: Eukaryota; Metazoa; Chordata; Amphibia; Anura; Pipidae
Gene: thra.S
Product: thyroid hormone receptor alpha S homeolog
Exons: 9
Coding region: 547-1803 (418 amino acids)
Biological process (GO): positive regulation of transcription by RNA polymerase II; cell differentiation; DNA-templated transcription
Cellular component (GO): nucleus; RNA polymerase II transcription regulator complex
Molecular function (GO): RNA polymerase II cis-regulatory region sequence-specific DNA binding; thyroid hormone binding; protein heterodimerization activity
Source: RefSeq, a predicted model, not a curated record